AUGUCAUGUGGGAAGCCCACGGACAAUAACUCCAGGCUUGGUGGCGGUUGCGAUGAAGGUGCCCCCGAUUUUUCCUCACAGCAAGUAACGGAUAGGCAUUUGCAUGGCUACAUCGCUAUGGCGCUGCCUCUUGUUCAUGUUCUGCGGGAGCAACACACGUUGCGUGCCGAGGCAAUUGCUCGCCAAAUUACGGAGAAGUGGGGUGGUGAAGCAACUGCCGUGGAAAACUUGUUAAAACUUUUGGAGGAAUACAAUGCGGAAACGGGUAACAAUGUUGAUGAUACUUCCAGUCGUAGCACUAACUCGAGCCGGCAAGGUAGCACAGAUGAUGAUGAUUCCUUAAGCGAAGACUGUGAAGAUGCGUACUCGGGUGACGAGUGUAAUGGAAGUACCCUGCAAACCCUACAUGAUGUUGUUGAGCGUGUGCGAUCAUUGGAGCCUUAUACACAUUCUAUUCCUGAGGCUGUUCGCGAACCAUCAACUGUUGCCGAGGCCGCAGAACCGCCGGUAUUGCACGGAGAUGACGGAGAGGAGUGUGAAGAGGAGAGACGACUAUUAGAAGACAUAGACCGCGCUGUGAAGCGAGAAAUGGAUAGAUUGUCGAUAAUCAGGAAACAUCGGUGA
Trypanosoma brucei brucei TREU927 is the source of this 624-nucleotide messenger RNA. RefSeq lists its product as hypothetical. Bases 1 to 624 code for a protein of 207 amino acids. The transcript has a single exon. The record is from RefSeq and is a predicted model, not a curated record. NCBI's taxonomy places the organism in Eukaryota, Euglenozoa, Kinetoplastea, Trypanosomatida, Trypanosomatidae.